This is a messenger RNA of Eimeria mitis, 666 nucleotides long. RefSeq lists its product as uncharacterized. The record is from RefSeq and is a predicted model, not a curated record. Lineage: Eukaryota; Apicomplexa; Conoidasida; Eucoccidiorida; Eimeriidae. The coding region runs from base 1 to 666 and encodes 221 amino acids. The transcript has 4 exons.
AUGAUGAUGAUGAGGAGGAAGAAGAAAAUUAUAAUAACACUCAAUCUAUUGAUCCUAUUUCAGGUGUAUGUACAGCUGGCACUGCAGAGCAGCAGCAGCAGCAGCAGCAGCAGGAGCGUCACCGAUCGCUUGUUUUGUGCUGUGUAUGAACCCCACGCUGCUGCUUUUUUUAUUGGUGGUGUUAUACAAAAAGAGAUAAACCCAUUGCUGCUGCAGCAGCAGCUGCUGCAUGCAGCAGCAGAGAAGCAGCAGCAGCAGCAGCAGCAGCAGCAGCAGCAGCAAGAAGAAGAAGAAGAUGAUGAUGAGGAAGAAGAAGAAAAUUAUAAUAACACUCAAUCUAUUGAUCCUAUUUCAGGUCAGCCUGUGUGUCGUUUCUUUACUAGCAGCAGCAGCAGCAGCAGCAGCAGCAGCAGCAGCAGCAAUGCAGCAGCAGCAGCAGCAGCAGCAAAAGCACAACAAAAAGAUAUAACACAAACACUCAAAGCCCUAGAAGAAUAUCUAUACUCGAAGCAGCAGCAGCAGGAAACAGCAGCAGCAGCAGCAGCAGCAGCAGCAGCAGCAGCAGGAGGACAGCAGCAGGAGCGGAGGGAGAAGCAGCAGCAAGAGAAGCGGGAGCAGCAGCAGCAGCAGCAGCAGCAACAGCAGCAGCAGCAGCAAAAGCAGUAG